AUGGGGCAGAGCUGUGAGAUCCCAGAUGGUGAUCGCGAAUUCAUCCUGGACAAGGUGAAGGUGCAAAUUAUGGAGGCACUGGGACCCCCGCCACCUGCUGCCUUGACUCCAGGGUCACUGGACAAGCCCCAAAUACCUACCAAAGUUCCAAUGAGGAUUCUACGUAAGAGGCACAGCCCAAAAUAUUCUGCUGUCGUUGAGGACACCUCGCAGGUCAUCUUAUUCCCCACUUCAGAUGUUCUUUGUGAGACUCCAGAUGUUGAAACUCUCAAAACUGAAGGUGGAAAUAGCUACACAUAUGUCUUCCGCCCCUCCACUCACAUCCAGAGUCGUAGAGUCUCAUCAGUGCAGUUCUGGUUUUUUACUGGAAAAUCCAUGAUGGACAAGUCUACCUUGCACCAGACCAUGCCCAGACAGGGAGUGCUAGAGCCCAGUUCAGAAUUUCCUAACCGUGGGCAAAAACUAACACCCAGCAACUCUUCAAAUGGUGGAAAACCUAAGACAGGUGACAGGUUAAACAGUGGCAAUAAAGAGAAGACCCUACAAGUGGACAUCCAGAUACUCUCUGAAGAAAAAACAGUCACUGUGGAAACUAUCAAGGUGCAGAAGAUGGGUGACUGGACUGUCUUUUACCUGGCUCCAGCUUUCCACAGUUACCUGACCAGGAGUCUUUUUGUGCUGCUGGUACAUUGUCCAAAUUGUCCAUGUUCAGAUGAGCCUGAAAAUACUCCCUUCCUUAUGUUCCAUACUCUUCCAGCUCAACGUGGUCGCAGAUCGACCAUUCCAUGGUCUCCAUCUGCUCUAGAGCUUUUACAGCGGCCUCCUGCAUUGGGAGCAGAUAGUGCACAGUGUCAUCGGGGUUCUAUAAACAUAACGUUCGAGGAACUAGGCUGGAACCAAUGGAUUGUGUACCCUGGCAGCUUCCAGUUUCACUAUUGCCAUGGCACCUGUUCACCUAGCCACGGCCUGAGCCUUGCUCUCCACUGGGGGAACUGUUGUGCCGCAUUGCCCAGCACCAUGAAGCCGCUGAGAGUAACCACCACCACUGAUGGAGGCUUCUCUUUUCGUUAUGAGGUUGUCCCGAACCUGCUAACCCAAGACUGUGCCUGCAGUUAA
This is a messenger RNA of Nanorana parkeri, 1116 nucleotides long. RefSeq names its product inhibin alpha subunit (gene INHA). Gene Ontology annotation, cellular component: extracellular region. Gene Ontology annotation, molecular function: growth factor activity; cytokine activity. The transcript has 2 exons. The coding region runs from base 1 to 1116 and encodes 371 amino acids. Lineage: Eukaryota; Metazoa; Chordata; Amphibia; Anura; Dicroglossidae. Gene Ontology annotation, biological process: SMAD protein signal transduction. The record is from RefSeq and is a predicted model, not a curated record.